This is a messenger RNA of Medicago truncatula (barrel medic), 1826 nucleotides long. RefSeq names its product protein FEZ. Gene Ontology annotation, molecular function: DNA binding. Gene Ontology annotation, biological process: regulation of DNA-templated transcription. The coding region runs from base 288 to 1466 and encodes 392 amino acids. The record is from RefSeq and is a predicted model, not a curated record. The transcript has 5 exons. NCBI's taxonomy places the organism in Eukaryota, Viridiplantae, Streptophyta, Magnoliopsida, Fabales, Fabaceae.
UAUUGGGUGAGGAUGUAAAGAAUUAUACAUCGAAGAGUUUACUUUUGCUUGACUUGAGUAACAUCCUCCUUAAAUAACUUCUUGUCAUAAGUUGUCACCACCAAAGUCAUCUUGAUUUUCAUCCAAAUUUCACUCUAUUUUCAUUUGGAGGCAAAAGCUUUGGAAACAUACAGCUUCUUGGAAGGCAUAUAGUGGUCUUGAGCAAAGAAAAUUUUACACACACUAUUCCAUAGAAAUAUUGACAUCUUGAAAUCACUUUCUAUCUAUUCAUUUGGUACUUGAACAAUAUGGAGGAAAGAACUGAGAUGGAUAUUAAUAAGGUUGAUGAUUUGAUGCCUGGCUUUCGUUUUCAUCCCACAGAUGAAGAGCUUGUUGGUUUUUACCUCAAGAGAAAAAUUCAGCAAAAAUCUCUUCCUAUUGAACUUAUUAAGCAAGUGGAUAUUUACAAACAUGAUCCAUGGGACCUUCCAAAAGAGCUAGCAAGUAGUGGUGAAAAAGAAUGGUAUUUCUAUUGUCCAAGGGACAGAAAAUAUAGAAACAGUUCAAGACCUAAUAGAGUUACAAGAGCUGGAUUUUGGAAGGCAACUGGAACUGAUAGACCUAUAUACUCAUCAGAUGGAAAAUGCAUUGGUUUGAAGAAGUCACUUGUCUUCUAUAAGGGUAGAGCUGCCAAAGGGAUGAAAACUGAUUGGAUGAUGCAUGAGUUUAGGCUACCUUGCAUUUCAGAUUCAAACUCUCCUCCUAAAAAGUUUUCAGAUAAAAGUUUCUCUCCAAAUGAUUCAUGGGCAAUAUGUAGGAUCUUCAAGAAAACCAAUUCCCUUUCCAUGGUACAAAAAGCAUUGUCUCACCCUUGGAUCUCCCAAUUACCAGGAAGUAUGGUUAGUGAAUUACUCACACAAACAACAAACAUCAACCAAUUCUGUUCAGAAAAUAAUAUCUCAUGCACAACAAUAGAACAAGGAUCAUCAGCAGGAACAAACUUACAAAUCAACAAGCAUGAUAUACAACAAGUCUCCAAUACCAUCAACAAUUUCUCAGCUUCAGAUUUUCCAAAUUACAAACCAAUCAACAACAUCAACACAAUUUCCAAAUCCUCACAAAUUCAGGUUCCUAAUGGAGACAUUAUUGAUAACCUAAUGUUCUACACACUUGACGCCAAUGGUUCCACAAAGUGCACAAUUGAUGAUAGUUCAAUUCUUUCCAACACUAACUAUAUUGGUUUUGAAGAUGCAAAUAAUCAAUAUAAUGGCUUCUCAAUUAGUUUACCUCAAGAUAUGCAACCAAACAUUGUGAAUAUUCAAGAUCAAAUGCAGCUUAAUCAAUGGGAAAAUCUUGGAAGAACAAUUGAAUUUCCAUUCAAUUUGUCUCCAAGUUUUGAUGCUUUGAGGACAAGUGUUACAUGGGACUCACCACCUUGCACCAGUGAAAUGUCCACAACCUUUGUCACUAGUAAAUGUUACACUUAGGAUAAUGUGUUUGGAUUUAUGUGUCAAAUUAAUGUACCAAACAUAUACUUAAAACCAAAUUGGGGACAAUUUAUAGGGGUAGUUAGGUACUGGUUAUAGCAAGCUAUAGUUAUAGUGUGGUUGAUUAUCAUUUUUACCAAUUAGUAUAUUUACCAAUAAAAUCAUUACCAUUUUAAUUGGUUGUGAUUUUACUUGUAAAUGUACAUGUUUUAUUUGUUUAUAUGUACAUUAAAACCAGUACUACCCUGCAGGAACAUAGAAAAAGAAUACCAAAUGUAUAAUAGGGGUGUAGUGUUUAUAUAUGAUAAGGUCAUGUACAAAGAAUAGAUACAAAAAUAUUUCCAAGGGCUUAGCAAAAAA